UUUAUAGCAGUGCACUCUGCCAACAGCAGCAAUAACAGCAGCGCGCAACCAGUGCUUAAGCACUUGACAAAGUUCAAAUACUUUUAUUUGUUUGGCAAACAGUUGUAUUUUGAAAUUGAUAGUGUUGUUUUUUGAAUUAAGCGGCACUUUGUGUGAAAACUGUAAAAGCGCGGAAAGACUAGUGGUUGGCAGCAAAAGUUGUGAAUAAAGUUAUUUGGAGAAGACAAACGCUUUGAAACACAAGUGUUGGAAAAACAAAUAAAACUGUGUGAAGUUUGCGAAUUUCAAGUGUAACAGACGCUAUUCGAGUGACACUCAGCAAGUUUUACGACACACACACACACACACACACAAGGCUCCAGUCUUGCCAAGCAAAAGAAACCACAAAAACAACCACAAUGAUGUCAAAUAAGCUAUUCUGCUCCUAUUUGGCUUUCAUCGCAGUUUGCUGGGCGCUGUGUCUGUCGACGUCGGAGGCCGCGCCAUUUCCCAGGUAUCAAAACAAUGGCUACUACAAUGAGCUGGAGGAGGUGCCCGAUGACAUUUUAAUGGAGCUGAUGGCCCGUUUCGGCCAAACGAUUAUGAGAGCACGCAAUGAUCUGGAAAACUCUAAACGCACUGUGGACUUUGGUUUGGCGCGUGGCUAUUCGGGCACACAAGAAGCGAAACAUCGCAUGGGUCUGGCAGCUGCCAAUUUCCCUGGCGGUCCAGGUAGGAGGCGACGUGCUGAAACUGAUGACUAAAGUGUUGGCAAGUCCAACACAACAACUAAAGAAUACAAACCUGAUUUACUGAUUUGAAAAAUUUUUGAAUUUAUGCCGGAUUUAUUAGUGAACUCUAGACGAAUUUGUUGAACCAUUAAAUGCAUACAAAAAAAAAACACAAACUUGUGCUACAGAAACUGUUGAAAACUAAAGUGAAUAUUUUUUAUUAACCUACUUAUGUAUACUAUAUCUAUGUAUUUUUAGUACAAAAACAAAAAAAACCAAAAAUACGUAUUUAUUUACAAUCUACACAGGCAUGUAUUUAUAUACAUACAUAUACAAAUGUAUGAUAACGAAGACAAAUGUGAACAGUAUUUAACUUCAAUUUACUAUGCUUACAAGCAACAAAACUUAAUAAAAAUAUAUGCAAAUGAAAA
This is a messenger RNA of Rhagoletis pomonella (apple maggot), 1141 nucleotides long. It is a transcript of the gene Dh31, whose product is annotated as diuretic hormone class 2. The record is from RefSeq and is a predicted model, not a curated record. The coding region runs from base 399 to 743 and encodes 114 amino acids. Lineage: Eukaryota; Metazoa; Arthropoda; Insecta; Diptera; Tephritidae. Gene Ontology annotation, biological process: body fluid secretion. Gene Ontology annotation, molecular function: diuretic hormone activity; G protein-coupled receptor binding. The transcript has 4 exons.